Olea europaea var. sylvestris is the source of this 1477-nucleotide messenger RNA. RefSeq names its product NAC domain-containing protein 100-like. Bases 300 to 1325 code for a protein of 341 amino acids. The record is from RefSeq and is a predicted model, not a curated record. Gene Ontology annotation, molecular function: DNA binding. The transcript is spliced from 3 exons. Gene Ontology annotation, biological process: regulation of DNA-templated transcription. NCBI's taxonomy places the organism in Eukaryota, Viridiplantae, Streptophyta, Magnoliopsida, Lamiales, Oleaceae.
UCCUUUUGUCAUAACUUCUCUCAACUUUUAAGGUCAGUUUAAUGGCUUCCGUCUCUCUUUCUUUCUCCAUUAAGUUUUGCCAUUUCUUUCCAUCUUGUGCAUGAAUUUUCUUUUAAUUCAGUUAUAUCCACUUUGAAUUUUGAUUACUUGAGAUUGAUUUCGGAAAGUUGGAACUGAUUGGCAAGAAUCCAUUAAAAAGUCAUCCAUAUCUUAGUAAAUUAUUUAUAAUUCACCUGUUGUCCAUUGACUACCGUUUUCAAACAGAAGAGGUGUUUGCAAGAAGUGUUCAGGUUUUGACAAUGGAGAACAAUCUCGGAGUUGUGAAAGGGGAGGAUCAAAUGGAAUUACCUCCUGGAUUUAGAUUUCACCCAACAGAUGAAGAAUUGAUUACUCAUUAUUUAUCAAAGAAAAUUCUUGAUAACAAUUUCUCUGCUAUAGCCAUAACGGAGGUGGAUAUGAACAAGAUUGAGCCGUGGGAUUUGCCACGGAGAGCAAAAAUAGGGGAAAAGGAAUGGUAUUUUUUCUGUGUAAGAGACAAAAAGUAUCCCACUGGUCUUAGAACAAACAGGGCUACUGCUGCAGGUUACUGGAAAGCCACUGGUAAAGACAAAGAAAUAUUCAGAGGAAAAAUCCUUGUCGGAAUGAAGAAAACCUUGGUUUUCUACAGGGGAAGAGCCCCGAAAGGCGAAAAAUCUAAUUGGGUUGCUCAUGAGUACAGAGUAGAAGGAAAGUUCUCUAUCCACAACCACAACCUCCCAAAACCACCUAAGAAUGAUUGGGUGAUCUGCAGGGUAUUUCACAAGUGCUCCAGUUUGAAAAGGGAUCCAUUUAAUGAGUUGGCUCCUACAACUCUGCCACCUUUAAUGGACGACUCUUCGCCAUUUGUAUCCGAAUCAAGCCACGUGCACUGCUUCUCCAAUCCAAUUCUGGUCGUUUCUCAAAAGAAUGAAGAAGAAGCGAUUCCUUGUUUCAACGACCCUUUCUCUGCUAAUCCAAUGGAUACAUUUACCACUAAUUCUACCUUUUCUUGGGGACAAUUUGGUUCAACUCAUGGAGGAUUUCAAUUUCCAGGUUCAAUUCCACGGCAAGAUCCCUCAAUUCUGAGGAGUUUACUUGGAAAUUAUGGCCAAAAUAUGAUUCAGAACUCCAAAAAUCAGAAAGAAAUGGUCAGUGUAUCACAAGAAACUGGCACGAGCACUGAUAUCAACACUGAAAUUUCUUCCGUUGUAUCAAAUCAUGAAAUAGGAAGGCAGUCAACUGAUGAUCGAGAAGGACCUUCAACUUCAGUUAGCCUACAGAAUUUGGGCUGUGUUUGGAGUUACUAAAAAUUUCUAGAAUAAAAAAUAAGAACUUAAGUUUGCUCAUAAAAUGAUUGUGUGUGUAUUAAAAGUUUGUAUUAGAAUGAGGCUAUACAUUUUGUAAUAUUCAUCAAUUGAUUCCUCUAUUUCUAUGACAGUAUUGAUUGCUAACUGAUCUA